Cavia porcellus (domestic guinea pig) is the source of this 3929-nucleotide messenger RNA. It is a transcript of the gene Ercc5, whose product is annotated as ERCC excision repair 5, endonuclease. The transcript has 15 exons. Gene Ontology annotation, cellular component: nucleus. NCBI's taxonomy places the organism in Eukaryota, Metazoa, Chordata, Mammalia, Rodentia, Caviidae. Bases 157 to 3657 code for a protein of 1166 amino acids. The record is from RefSeq and is a predicted model, not a curated record. Gene Ontology annotation, biological process: nucleotide-excision repair. Gene Ontology annotation, molecular function: DNA endonuclease activity; single-stranded DNA binding.
CAGGGCAGAGCUUCCCCUUCCUCGCCACUGUGGUUUCUCUUGUCAUCUUUUCCGACUCGCCGUUUCUCCCGGGUUCCCGGGUGCUGACGCAACCUCGAGCACACAGAUUAGGAGCACAGGGUCCCUGGAGACGCUUAGCGAGGAAGGCGCCGGCCAAUGGGCGUCCAGGGGCUGUGGAAGCUGCUGGAGAGCUCGGGGCGGCAGGUCAGCCCCGAGGCGCUGGAGGGCAAGGUGCUCGCCGUGGACAUUAGCAUUUGGUUAAACCAAGCGCUGAAAGGAGUCCGAGACCGCCAGGGGAACUCCAUCGAAAACGCACAUCUUCUCACUUUGUUCCAUCGACUCUGCAAACUCUUGUUUUUUCGGAUUCGCCCAAUCUUUGUGUUUGAUGGGGAUGCGCCACUGUUGAAGAAACAGACCUUGGCGAAGAGAAGACAGAGAAAGGACUUAGCGUCCAGUGACUCCAGAAAAACUACAGAGAAGCUUCUGCAGACCUUUUUGAAAAGACAGGCUAUCAAAGCUACCUUCAAACGCAAAAGAAAUGAAGCCCUACCUAGUCUCACGCAAGUUCACAGAGAGGACAUCUAUGCUUUGCCACCCUUACAGAAGGAGGAAAAACACAGUUCAGAAGAGGAAGAUGAAAAAGCGUGGCAAGAAAGAAUGGAUCAGAAGCAAGUUUUGCAGGAAGAAUUCUUUCGUAACCCUCAGGCCAUAGAUAUCGAGUCGGAGGACUUCAGCAGCCUGCCUCUGGAAGUGAAGCAUGAAAUCCUGACCGACAUGAAAGAAUUCACCAAGCGAAGGAGGACAUUAUUUGAAGCAAUGCCGGAGGAGUCCAAUGACUUCUCACAGUACCAGCUCAAAGGCUUGCUUAAAAAAAACUAUCUAAACCAGCACAUAGAAAAUGUCCAGAAGGAAAUGAACCAGCAGCACUCAGGACAAAUCCAGAAGCAGUAUGAAGAGGAGGGGGGCUUCCUGAAGGAGGUGGAAUCCAGGCGGGUGGUCUCGGAGGACACCUCACACUACAUCCUGAUAAAAGGUCUUCAGACUAAGAAGGCUGCAGCCGCGGGAUCAGAGUCUUUUCCUUCUUCCAGCAAAAUGCACAGCACAUCUUUUGACCCCAAGUCACCUCCUGAUGAGAAGCCGAAGCCAGAGGAGGCGGCAGAGGCUGCACCUCCUUCUCCACGGACUGUGCUGGCCUUGCAGGCUGCCCUGCUGGGGGGCAGCUCGGAAGAUGAGCUGGACGGCGGGCAGCACAGUGCUGGGGGAGUUCCGGCCCCCGCGGGUGACGGCUCCAUGUCACCUCGGACACUCUGGGCAAUCCAGAGAGCCCUUGACGAGGACGAGGACGUGUGUCCACGUGUGGGGGACAGCGUGCCAGUGGCAGAGCCGGCAGUGAGGAUCGAGCCCAGGGAGUGUCCUGGCGAGGAACGUGGGGAAGGACUUACGGGGCUAGCUGGAGGGGGAGCGCUGGUGACUGCAGGGCCCCCUGCCCCUGGCCCGGGCUCUGCAGAGGAGCCUGCAGACCAGGCAACGGACGUGGCACGUUUGCGCAGUGCUCUCGAUGGUCAGGGAGGUGAAUCUCCUGUUUCUCCAAAGCCAGUGUCACCCACUUACACCGCAAAGGAAGCCUCUCAGCCCAGUGCCGAGGCUGCGGUUAAGGGGAGCAGAGGUCCUCUUUCCUUAGCACCCACAGAGAGGCCGCACGGUGAUGCCCCGGGGCUGCCCAGAGGGGGGGAGCCCACACUGCAGAUGGACCUCGGCCUGUCUGUGAGUCGGGGGGAGACCUCCACUCUUUCAAGCGACGAUGAGACAGAAGCUGGACGAAGUCCUGCUUCGAAGGCCACUGGCACAGGGAUUUUACAAGAGAAAAACACAGCAAAUGUCCCUUCACGGGGAGCUGCCCGCUUAGGAGAUGCAGGGCCGUGUAGUGCUAAGGAACACGGGAACUUCCUGAAAACCAUCGAAGAACAAGAGAAAGCGGCAGGCCGGGAGAUCAUUUCCAUUCCAGAGUCCUUGGAGCCGCUGGGAAUGGACUCUGAAGAGAGCGAAUCUGAUGGGAGUUUCAUUGAAGUGCAGAGUGUGACCAGUGACGACACACUUCAGGUUGGAUCCACCGAAGCUCCCAGUAGUCCCUCUGAACCGCAGGAAGAAGAACCCGGAGGAACAGAGGAGGAAGAACCUGCGGGCGACACCCAGCGCCUCCUGCAGGACAGCUUAGGAAGCGAGGACUCAGAUACUGAGCCGCGUAAAGAAGCUGAGAAAGAUGCAGAUGAUUCAUUCAAUGAAUGGCAAGAUAUUGAUUUGGAGGAGCUGGAAUCCCUGGAGAGUGACCUUUUAGCGCAACAGAAUUCACUCAGCGCACAGAAACAGCAGCAAGAACGGAUCGCGUCCACUGUCUCAGGACAGAUGUUCUUGGAAAGCCAGGAGCUUCUGCGCCUGUUCGGCGUUCCCUACAUCCAGGCACCCAUGGAGGCAGAGGCCCAGUGCGCCAUCCUGGACCUCACUGAUCAGACUUCGGGAACCAUCACUGAAGACAGUGAUAUCUGGCUGUUUGGCGCUAGACAUGUCUACAAGAACUUUUUUAAUAAAAACAAGUUUGUAGAGUAUUAUCAGUACGUGGACUUUCACAACCAAUUAGGAUUGGACCGGAACAAAUUAAUAAAUUUGGCCUACUUGCUUGGCAGUGAUUACACUGAGGGGAUUCCAACCGUAGGUUGUAUAACUGCCAUGGAGAUUCUCAAUGAAUUCCCAGGACAUGGUCUGGACCCCCUUCUAAAAUUCUCAGAGUGGUGGCAGGAAGCCCAAAAGAACCCGAAGAUAAGGCCCAAUCCUCAUGACACCAAGGUGAAGAAAAAGCUGCGGAAGUUGCAGCUCACCCCUGGCUUUCCCAACCCCGCGGUGGCAGACGCCUACCUCAGGCCCGUGGUGGAUGACUCCAAAGGCUCGUUUCUGUGGGGCCGACCCGACGUGGACAAAAUCAGAGAAUUUUGUCAGCGGUACUUCGGCUGGAGCAGGACCAAGACAGACGAAUCUCUGUUUCCGGUAUUAAAGCAGCUGAGUGCCCAGCAGACACAGCUCCGAGUUGAUUCUUUCUUCAGAAUGGCUCAGCAGGAGAGACAGGAGACCAAACGCAUUAAGAGCCAGAGACUAAGCAGAGCUGUGACGUGUAUGCUGAGGAAGGAAAGAGAAGCAGCAGCCAGUGAGCUAGAAGCAGUUUCUGUUGCUAUGGAGAAAGAGUCCGAGAUCCUUGAUGAAGAAAAAGAAAAAGCUCAGAAGGGAAACCGGGCACAGAAAGCGGAAGAGGCAGCAAGCCUGAAGAGAAAGCGAGUUUCAGAAUCGAGCCAAGAGGGUAGCCGGGGAGGGUUUUUGGGGAAGAUCUACCUCUCGGAGUCACCGGGCACAUCUUCUGGUGAAGAUUCUCGAAGUUUGCCUUUGGUGAGCACACAGAGCAGAAGAGAAGCUAAAGACUCCGGAGUCAGCUCUGCAGGUUUGCGGCGCUCAGUGCGGGAAGUGCCCGUGCAGGACAGAGAUGGGACCACCAGCAGCUCUAGCGACGAGGGUGGAGAGAAGCCCAAGGCUGUGCUGGUGACCGCCAGGCCUGUGUUUGGGAAGAGAAAGGGGAGGCUGAGACGUGCAAGAGCACGAAAAAGGAAAACUUAAUUCAGACAUACUCCUGUGAUUAUGUGGGGGUGACAUUUUGUAAUGAAUUUGGUUGUGAGGAUAUUAUAAAAUUAAUUUUUGUGUGUGUGAAUUUUUUGAAAAAAGUAGCUGCUGAACUUACAAUGAUGUUUCACCAUGUUAUGUUUUUCUAGUAUUUUCUACUUCAUUGAGUAUUUCCUUGCCUUUGCAGGCUUUCUCUUUAUGAUUUUAUCUUACAAUAUCUGAUGCUUUCGGACCACAUUAAACAAAACAGAAUUUGUAUUGAUCGGCAA